Messenger RNA from Motacilla alba alba, 9227 nucleotides. It is a transcript of the gene IFTAP, whose product is annotated as intraflagellar transport associated protein. The transcript is spliced from 7 exons. Gene Ontology annotation, cellular component: 9+0 non-motile cilium; cytosol. NCBI's taxonomy places the organism in Eukaryota, Metazoa, Chordata, Aves, Passeriformes, Motacillidae. Gene Ontology annotation, molecular function: intraciliary transport particle A binding. The record is from RefSeq and is a predicted model, not a curated record. The coding region runs from base 123 to 743 and encodes 206 amino acids. Gene Ontology annotation, biological process: spermatogenesis; acrosome reaction.
AUGGCACAACAAGAAACCCACCAGCCUCCAGAAGCUUUAACUCUUUGCUGUGGAAGAAGUUCAGAGUGACUGCAGAAGCAACCUACAAGACCAGAUAUACCUAUUCGACUCUCAAGGUGUGGAUGAUCAUGGGAGAACAACUGUUAAAGAAAAGCAUCCUUGAUCAAUUUAUUAGUAGCCACGAGCAGUCAUAUGAGGAGUUUCUAAAUACAUUCACAUAUCUUUUGAAAGAGAAAGAGGGAAAGACAGUUCAGGGAAGUAAAGUGGACUCCUUAAGCAAAAAAUGUUCUACUUCUGAAUUACCAAACAGAAAUAAACAGGAUGGCUCACCUGAAAGAAGCAAAGAAAUGUGGGUGUCAUUUCCACCACGGAUGCCAAAUGAGAAUGAGGCAGUGAUGAGUGAGAGCUCAACAGCUGGUGUCUCUGAUGGAAAUAAUCUCAGUCUGUCUGAAAAAGUGAAGGUGGACAAGUGCUUACACUUGGAAGAUGUAGACACCGAUGAGGAGACAUGCAGUGCAGGGUCAUUAGUUCUUCCAGGAGAGGUGGAAGAGACAGUGACUUGCUGUAAACCCUUCUUUGAUAGGCCUGUUCAACCGAAGUUCAGAGCCUGGUCAGUUCCCCAGCCAUCAGACAGCAAAGCCCAAGAGGAAAACAUUCAUCAAGCAGGAGGGCCAGAUGAGUGGGCUCAGAUUAGACACCGUGGAAAUCACUGCUCUCAUGAAUUAGAGGAAGAGAACCUCUGAAUAUCAGUGAUGUGCUUUUCGAGCAGAGGUGGCACAGUCUUUUACACUGAGCUUCCUGUAGUCACCAAGAAACGCUUUCCUUUCUUCAAUGCACACAGAUUUUCAAGCAGAAGCUGCACUAUUAAGAAGUAAUUUACAUAUAAAUUAAUCCAUAUUAGACCAUAUGAAUCACUCACUCCUUCACAGGAAUGAUCACCAUGCAGUUGGUCUGAUUGCCUAAGCCAACAUAUCCAUCAUAAUAAUUUGUUUUAAAUCAUUAGGUAGACACUCCCGUUAAUGGGCCUUGUGUUACAGUUCUAUUGGAGACAGGCCUAAAAAGUCCAGCUCUGAAGUUCAAGUUUCCAGUUAUUUGGCACAAUCAAGAGUGAUAUUCAAAUGUGUGAUGCUGCUUCAGACUGUGCAAACAAGGUCUGAUACACAGGAACACCAGGGAAAGUCAGGACCUGGCUGACUCCAGCACAGACUCUAGGUGAAGGUUGUGGUGCUAAAUGUUCCUCUCACACAACAUCAGUCAAUCUUCACUGCUUCCAACUUUUUAUUUAGCAACAACUGCCUCUAAUUUCUGCUAAAGAAAUGGCUCAAUUAAUGCCUUGGUGGUAGCAAUUUAAUUUUCCUGGCAUACAUUUCUUUUUUUCUGAAGUGAACCUGUUAAGUUUAAGGAGUGAAGCUGUUUUGAGAGAACAGAAAUUGCUGAGUACUAGAUCUGUGAACCUGAUAAUUCCCAAACUCACCCAGCUCCCUCUGGGAGUUGCAUGUUGGUUUCUACCACAGAAGACAGUAUUUCAGAAUUAUAAAAACCAACCAACCCUCUAAUCCAGCCCAAAACAAUCUUGACUAAUUUACUGCAGCAGGUAUGUGGAAGAUGGAUAAGAUGCAUAGAAUGAAGGAGUUGGUUUUUUUUUUAAUUUUUUUUAAUCUCUGGAGUCAAGUUAAAAUGGAAUACUGUCAUUGAAAGGUUAUCUGGUGUAACAACCUAGCCAGUAAAAGGCAGAAGGAGAAGGGUGUAUUAUUCUGUGAAUUGUUUUAUGAAGUAUCUCUGAUACUGACAAUCAGUGACCUAAAUCCUUCAACAAGAAGAGAUUUACAAGAACUUGUCUAUAGAGGCAAAGUGUUUCUACUGACUUCAGGCAGCCCUGGGAUCAGGGAUUAGCAGAAUUGCUCAUAAAUAUGGCUUACAGCUACGGAAUGCCACGAUAGGGAACCUUCAAUAGGAAACUAUGUGUAAACAUGCCUAUGUAAACAGUCUUCACAUACUGAUCAUGAAAUGGAAGGGGUUUAAUAGCUUCACAGGCCUAUGUGUCGGACUUUGUAAAGGUACUUCCCUUUAAUAGCUCACACCACUUUAUUUAUGCCCAUAGAGUUUUGCUACCAGUCAUUUUUUUUUUUUUGUUCAGGGUUAUUUGAAAGUGUCCCACUUGGAAAAUCCCAACCUGUGAGACUCCUGUAUGGAUCAAGGAUGAGUGUAAUUCUCCACCUGGCACUAUCUUCUUGAAGGGCUUCAUUUUUGUUGUUGCUGUUUCUUUCUUUUUUUUUUUUUUUUUCUUCCUUUUCUUAUAAUGAAUGAUAAGCAUUAUAAGAUGGAUCAGGUAGAAUUUAAAUAUCACAAGCUGUUAAAUACCAAACACUUCAGGAAUAUUUAAUUAGGCAGCAGUACACAGCAGGCGGUCAGGCUUACAGUGGCUAUCUCAUUCCUGGGAUGGUAUCACGCUGGAAAAGCCCAUCUGAUUACCUUUAUUAACCAUCUCAGAAUGGUAGUAAUUAACUACUGCAGAAAUUUACUGUCUAAAAAGCACAUUGUUAUCAAUGAAAUGAAUGCAAGUUUUCACAACACUGCACUUAAUGGGCAUUACUACCACACACAAAGCAGUACUGGCAUAUCAUUUCGCAGCCCAUUUGAGUUCAGGUAAUAUUAAAGCUGUUACAUAAUACAAAUUUUAAGCAGGAUUCAGCUGGAUAAGUAAGUGGAAUAUAGAUUGCUGCUACCUGUGUGGUGUUGGCAAUCUGUGACUAGCAUCCUAUGAUAAAUGAAAAUGGUGAAUCUUAAGGCUGGUCUUCAGAGACUGCGGCUACAUCCACUCUGUGAAAAUGUAUGCUGACUGCAUGACUGUACUUUGACAUUAACUGCCAAAACUGCAGCCACUGUGGAUUUGAUGUGGCUACGCAUAUCAUUACAGCAAGAAAUUAAUUCAAGGAUCAUCAUGUCGGGGCAGCUUAGUGACUGGGGCCUGGUGUACUGCCGAAAGUACUGAGCUUCCUGUCUGAGCAAGGUAAACUAUCAGACCCCUACAAUUAAUGGUCACUUUAGUCAUUGUACCCUCCAUCACCUGUUGCUGCUCCUAAUCCCAUGUGUUCAACAAGGGACAAAUUGCUUUCUAUGUAAGUAAAUCCUUGGUAGAAGCAAUGAAAGAUGCAUGCUGAUGUAUCCCAGCUGAUGAUUAAAAAUGUCAAAACCUUAAAUUGCCUUUUUUCUUUCAGCUUGAUGUGUGAUCCUUUUCACUUCUUGCCCUAAGCUGCUGGGAAUUUGUGCACCACAAACCAGCGACUACAUGUACCUCAUGGAUCAUUGCUGGGCAAAGCAACAUCUCCAUAUACUUCAUUCUGUCUUUCCAGAAUCCAUUAGUAUGCCAAGGAGUGAACUAUUCCAGCCCCCUGAGCAGCUUCAAGGAGCCAUCAUCACGUUUAAAAUCCUCUGACAGAAAAUAUGUCUUUCGUCUUCCCUUAGAAGGAAACAAUUUCCCAAGCCAUUCAUAUCGAGCCCAGGCUCAGCAAUGGCUUUCCUAAACAUAAAGUGACCUGACUUUGAAGCCCAUUGUCUAACUGCCUUGGUGGGUCAGAAAGCAGGAUUUUUCAUCCUUUUUGACAAGGAGAGAAUCGCAACUUGCUAGUACUUGCCUCUCAACUCUGGGAUGGGCAGAAACAGCAAAUGUAAUGUCAUGGUACUGGCACAGUGAAAAAAAGGAAUUUGAGAAAGGAUGUUGUGACAUAUGCCAAGACCUGUGCUGUUUGAGUCAAAAUUACAGAAACAUCCAGUUUUACUUGAUGAGUUAGAAAAUUUCUCUAAUAAUGACUUAAAAUUAUCUCACAUGUUCCUGAAAUAGCCUUUUUCUAACAAGUGUCAUGGAAUGACAGUGGGACGAAAUGGUGCAUGUUUAUAUUAUGACCAUUUCAAACCAAUGUUGAUCACCUCUUAGUGUCAUAUUUCACCAACAUGUAUUUUAUAUCAAGUUAGCAAAAUAGUAUCUUUCAGCAUUACAAGCAUUACAUUGGGACAAGAUACUGUUAUUUAAUAAUCAAUUUAGUGCAUUAGUUAUAAAAUAAAUCAGUGUCACUAUUGACACUUGCUAUUUCAUGCACACUAUUCUUGUUAAGGAUUUAACACUGGCUGACUUAUGCAGGUGAAAAAGACAAAAAGGAAAGACAGUAACUUGUGAACCAGGAGACAUUUUUAAAACAUGUUUUAAAAUUAUACUGCUAUUUUUCAACAUCUGCUUUUGGCAGCUUUCCUCCCUCAGCACAGUUACUAGUCAAGGCAUUAUUAUUGCAUAUGUUCUGAAGAUGUAGGAUUCUCUUCAAAAGGCUUUAUUUAAAAGAAAUAAAAUCUGUAAGCACACUCAAUCCCAACAGCACAGUAUAAACAUUUAACAGAAAUAAAAAACCAAAAAUCUGGGGACCAGAUGAGAAAAUGAGUUCAAAUUCAUACUCAUUUUCACUGAACAGUUUCAUCUUUGGUCUCUGUACUAUUUAUUUCUCUUAUUAUGAAGAAAAAGGUUGAGUCAAGAGAAAGUGUGAGUCCCUGCAGAGGGACUGAAUAGACAUUGCAGCACUCAAAAGUGAUUACAAAGAUACUGAUAAUAAAAAUAGCAGUGAAUAACUUGACUGAUGCUGAAUUACUACUGGAAGUAUGGCACCACCAGCUUGCCUGAUGCACAGACAGAUUUUCGUUCAGUUUCCAGAUUCCUGCAAUUAUGUUGUUGUUGUAAGCAACAAAAUAUUUCAAAUAAUGAUAGCAAUUAACAAUGAAAACAUACAUUAUGGGACUCAUGCAGUGUGCUCAAGGCAUGAGCACACACAAUCCUUCUUUCUCUUGAUACUACGGAAAUAUCUUUACAUUGUAAGAUAGCAUUUAAAGUCUCCAUAUAUUAUUUUCCUUUUGGACUUGAAAUAAGAACUUUGGAUUGACAGAGUAAAGUUGACUAAUAGGUAAAGGUGAGCCUUGAUGCAAUUUCCAAAUUUGAACUCUCAAUAUUUAAGCCUUACUGAGCACCAGGAACUUAAACAUCCUGGAGCUUUGCAGCCAGACCAACAGCAAAGGCCCGGGUAUCCCAGGUGGGAUAAGGUGGCACUGAUAUGCCAGAAGUCCAAGGCUGUGCUCCUUAGAUCACCUUCCUGCAUCUUUUAGAACUGGAUUUUACAGCAACACGAGCUUUUGUCAGGAGUUUUUUCUGGGAGGGCUGUCUCCAGUUCCAGGGUUCCCUUCUCUACCUGAGGAGGACCCACGAGGAGCACCAAGGCUGUAAGCAGUGUGGGUGGAGCACUGUGCUCUUUCUUGUUUCUUCAUAUAGCCUUACACAAGUGCAGCACUCGAUACCAAAAUAAAGUGCAAAAGCAAAGUGUCUAAAACCAAACAAGCCUGUAGGAAAUAAAAGGCAUGACCUAGGUAAAAUGAUUUCACAUUUGCAGACUGGUUGAUGAGGGACUGCGGUGAGUACUGAAACACAGACACUCAGUGAAGUGGCCAAAUCUUUGUAGUCUUGAGGUAUAACAUGGAUAAGAUAUAGAAAGGAGUUAAUAGAACAGAAUAAUGAAGAUUGUUCUAAUUCUGUUUCAUUGCUUAUGCCAACCAGAGUUAGUGACAUGUAAAAAGUGAGAAGUCUCUUUAUGCUGUUCAAAAGAGGCUUGAAAAAUUUAAAGCUGGUUUUUUCAUGAAACUCUUUCUUUCACAUUGGACAAAAACCAACAAUUUAGCUUUCUCAAAGGAUAAAUGAUUUUAGAGUCUAUUAAAAAUCAGCAAUUCAAUAGGAAACUGGCCCUUUGUGCUAAUGCAAAUUUGUUUACUCACAGUAGGUGUUUAAGUUUUUAACAUUUGUAUUUCAAACACACACUCUUAAAGUACACAAAUCAGCUUUUUUUUUUUUUUUUCCCUUUUUAUGAAACGAGAUUUUGAUUCAGAUAAGACUGUGGAUAAAUGCCCUUAGACUUGCUGUAAAGGCCACUCGCUGACUGCAGCUCCCACUGAAGUCAGUGGGAGUUUUUUUCACAGACUUCAAGAAGGCAUUAGAUCUGAUCUGAGUGAAUUAACCAUAGCAAAAGUGCUGUUAUAAAAGCAGAAUGUCAUGACACCAAUACUAUAGCUCAUAGGCACUUUUUCUACUCAGUCAGUGAAUUUAGGAGGCUAAAUACAAAGGAAGCUCUGGCUCCACAGAAACACAUUUCAAGGAAAGAUUUCAAUAUUUUAAUAUUGAACUAAUAUUUUAUUUUUUAGUUUUUAAAAGCAAAGAGAAAUAAAUACAAUGACUUAAAAGAAGUUUUCAGGGAAUAUGUGUCUCCUCAUUUGUAAGACAAUUUACAGGUGCUUGAGCUGGUGGAGGGAGGAAUGGGGGACAGAGGCCGGGAGGAAUUGCUAGAAUAACUGGAAAUGAGGAGGUGGCCAAAGUCAUAGCAGCUGAGGCUCUGGAGAACUCGGAUGCAGAUGGGGAUGUGCAUUUACAGGAACUCCCAUGGCUUGAUGCCAAGCUUAGAACUGAAUCGUCUCCUUCCUGGAAAAGCUGCCUUGAGCUGAAGGCGCUCCCCCAGCUGGGGUCAAGAGGGCCAAGAGAACACAGGUUAUGCAAGUAUUUAGAAAAUUUUAACUGCAGGGAAUUUGUGUCAGCCUUUUUCAGGUCAUUGCCCUUCCAGUUUCUGCAGGAGUCCCAGGCAUCUGUAGCUAGAAAGAGAUUUUUUUUUUCCUUAAUCUAAGUCUCCAUGGUGCAGUAACAUUUAAUCUGACAGCAGGAUGUAGGGGUUGUUGACAUGCUUAAGCCAGUUUUUGUGAUACCCUGUGAACUGAAGAUAUCAUCCAGAAAGGUUUUUAACCCCACAAAGAUUGUCUAUUUCUAAUUAUUUGUUAUCUUUGCUGUUAUAGAAUUUUCCUGUCUUACAUUUAGGACAUUGCUUCUUUUGCAGCCAUCUUGUGAUAACAUUAAUAAUCCCCUUUUUUCAUUUGUAUUAUCUCCUUGGAAAUAUUUAUAGACUAUGUUCAUAUUCCCCUGAUUCCUUCUUUCUGCAGAGAGAAUUAAUUUUGUUUCCUCAGUCAUUCUGUCUAUUAUAUGUUAGACCAUAAUCCUUUCCCAGUGUCAUUUUCUUGCCCUUCUAUGCAUUGUCUCUACUUCUACAAUAUCAUUUUUAAUCAUGGACAAGAGAACUACAUAAAACUUCUUAAAUAUAAUUGAAUACAUGUUAUCUGCUCUUUCAGCUGCUCGACUGAACAAGGUGUAAGGCCAAGAUGAUACUUUCAACCUCCUUGUCAUGCCAGAACAUUCAUGCUAAACUGCACUUAGUUUAUUUCAGUCUCAAAAUACUAUGGAGAAGAGAGUUUCAGCCACAAAGCAUUAAUGUUUCCAACAGGUGAAAAAGGAGGGGCAGAAGGAAUGAAAUUUAAUCAGUUUUUAUAAUUUUACUUGUAAAACCAGAGGCAGAAACAGCCAUCAUCAAUACUUUUACUAAACAUUUUUCAAGGCAUAUUGGAACAACACCUCAAGAGGUUUUCAACUUUUAAUUGCCCUUUAAUUGCCCUGGUAGGCGUCCAGCUAUUGUCCUAUAAUUUAACACCACAUCCAGCAGUAUAGGUUUCAUUGAGAGAGAUGUUCUAUAGAGACAUAUUUGUUCAGUUUAGAUUAGAAAAAAAAUAUUAAGACUACAAUCUAUUCUUUUGAUUCAUAUAUCUGUUAAUUUGUUCCUGUAAUAGUACCACAUCUACCAGCCUCAUUAACCAUAAUAGACCUUUAAGCUCCUGGUGGGUUAUAGGUUUCUGAAGUGUUACAAAGUAAUUCUUGUCACUAUAAUUUAAACAUGAUGUUGUUGUUAUUACUGAAUCUAUUUUAUGAACCUUUUUUCAUAACCAGAUAUAUGCAGAAAUGCUUGGUUGUAUAUCGCUCUUGGCUGCAAUGGUAAAAAAAAGUCUGGGUAAUUACAGCUGACAAAUGUUGGGUACUGAGCUCUUGAAUACCUACAGCAACCUUCUGCCCCAGCACACCUCACCGUGAAAGUGCUGCAGUAUAAUGCUAAUGAAGAAUAUAACCUACCUGGCUCUGAAAACGAGCCCAAACUGUGAUCAUUAUGCAUGAAGGUACUCACACUCACUGUCAGGAGCUUUGCCAAUGCACCUUUUUGAUGUGAUCGAAUGACAGAACAACCCAAGGCAUUGUUGAAUCCUACACUCAGAUCCUGUAGAAUUUUGUCUGUAGAAAAUAAUGCUGCUCUAGUCAUUCAUCAAUAGUAGACACAAGAAAAUGCAUCUUGUAUUCCAUGAAAGGAGAUUCCAGUCCAGCCCUAGAUCAAGACAUUUCUUGUAUUCUGCAUUAUAUUUUAUCAGUGAAGGGUAGCAAGCAAAAUAAUGCAUCUUGCUUUUAUAGAAUUAUUUCUUCAUCUCAUGGAACCAUAUUUUGUAAUUACCCAGCAUUCCUUUAAAGACCUUACAGGCUUUGUCAGCAUCAGCUAGUGCAACCAAACAACCUCAGUGUUUGUCAAGUACAUUCACAGUUGCUAUUAUAUACCCUAAAUGCAGUCAUUUGUCAGCUACUCAUUAGUGCAAACAUCUGUGGUGGUGAGAUGAUUGUUGGAGAGCCAAUCGCUAAUAUUCAGGAUCAAGCUCCUCUCAGAAGAAGUUUAAACACCCAUAUCAGCUGGCAUUUCAAGUCAGACUGGGUGAAAUUGGACACAAGAGAUGUAACUAAAUUGAAAUUCAAGAGCUGAUCAUCUUCAGUGCUCAAGAAAGGAUCCACAUUACAGAGCUGCACUCUGUUUAGGUGAAACCGGGAUAAACAAAGUGAGCAAGUAGUUAUAGCAAGCCCUGCCUAUGUCCCUGCAGAUGGAUGGUCAAAACCACUGGACAAACAUACUUUGCACUUCAUGGGAAAAUAAAUACUAGGCCACUGAUUGCUGGAAGGGAAGAUCCUUUUUGCUGAAGUACACUGAAGAAUGUGUAACUCAUGGAUUAGCUAAAGGACACAUUCACUGGAAAAGCAUAGGAUAUAGGAGAACUAAUUCAGUCUGGUCCUGCCCACUAUUUUUUGCCUAGAAUUUAGGUUAUCCUACAAGGUUGGGUUUUCCAAGCCUGUGUUAUCAUAGUUCUGUCUGACAAUCCUGUGAAGUUCUUAUUUGCCUUUAGAUUUUUUCCAAUAAAGUUCUCUACUUUUGUUUCUGGGAUUAAUUUGUCCUUUGCUUUUCUCUAACACUGGUAAGCAACAGAUGAUAAAGGAAUGUAUAAAACCCAAUACUACUGGUCAU